UUCGCCCGCGUCCCCCCCACCCCCACCCCCCGGAAGGUAGACCGAGGAGGGGAGGCCGGCGGGCGGAGAAGCGAGGAGCGCGCGAUCCGGCGGGAGUGGGGGCGGCUAUGUGGGGAGUGGUGCACCUCGCAGUCUAGACGGGCCGCUCCGGGCGGGGGGCGUGUGCGCUGGGGCGCACCUGCUAGACGACAGAGCCCCGAGCCGGCACGUGCAGCGAGUGUAGCCGCGCCCGCCGCGCCCCGCUUCUGGCUGCUAGGGGAAGGGAGGGGGGGCGGACAGGUGCCGCGGCCCGGCUAGUGGGGAGGGGGCGGCGGCCAUGGAGCGGGUGAACGACGCCUCGUGCGGCCCGUCGGGCUGCUACACCUACCAGGUGAGCAGGCACAGCACCGAGAUGCUGCACAACUUAAACCAGCAGCGCAAGAACGGCGGGCGCUUCUGCGACGUGCUGCUGCGGGUGGGCGACGAGAGCUUCCCGGCGCACCGCGCCGUGCUGGCCGCCUGCAGCGAGUACUUCGAGUCGGUGUUCAGCGCCCAGCUGGGCGACGGCGGAGCUGCGGACGGGGGUCCCGCCGACGUGGGGGGCGCGGCGGCAGCCCCUGGCGGCGGAGCGGGGGGCAGCCGGGAGCUGGAGAUGCACACCAUCAGCUCCAAGGUGUUCGGGGACAUCCUGGACUUCGCUUACACGUCCCGCAUCGUGGUGCGCCUGGAGAGCUUCCCCGAGCUGAUGACCGCCGCCAAGUUCCUGCUCAUGAGGUCGGUCAUUGAGAUCUGCCAGGAAGUCAUCAAACAGUCCAACGUGCAGAUCCUCGUGCCCCCCGCCCGCGCCGACAUCAUGCUCUUCCGCCCCCCUGGGACCUCGGACUUGGGCUUCCCUUUGGACAUGACCAAUGGGGCAGCCUUAGCGGCCAACAGCAAUGGCAUCGCAGGCAGCAUGCAGCCCGAGGAGGAGGCGGCGCGGGCGGCUGGCGCGGCCAUCGCGGGCCAGGCCUCCCUGCCUGUGCUCCCUGGGGUGGACCGCUUGCCCAUGGUGGCUGGACCCCUGUCCCCCCAGCUGCUGACGUCCCCAUUCCCCAAUGUGGCAUCCAGUGCCCCUCCCCUGACUGGCAAGCGAGGCCGGGGCCGCCCAAGGAAGGCCAACCUGCUGGACUCCAUGUUCGGGUCCCCAGGGGGCCUGAGGGAGGCGGGCAUCCUCCCAUGUGGCCUGUGCGGGAAGGUAUUCACCGAUGCCAACCGGCUCCGGCAGCACGAGGCCCAGCACGGGGUCACCAGCCUCCAGCUGGGCUACAUUGACCUCCCUCCUCCGAGGCUGGGCGAGAAUGGGCUACCCAUCUCUGAGGACCCUGAUGGCCCCCGCAAGAGGAGCCGGACCAGGAAGCAGGUGGCCUGUGAUAUCUGCGGCAAGAUCUUCCGCGACGUGUACCAUCUCAACCGGCACAAGCUGUCCCACUCCGGGGAGAAGCCCUACUCUUGCCCUGUGUGUGGGCUUCGGUUCAAGAGGAAAGACCGCAUGUCCUACCACGUGCGCUCCCACGACGGGUCCGUGGGCAAGCCCUACAUCUGCCAGAGCUGUGGGAAAGGCUUCUCCAGGCCUGACCACUUGAAUGGACAUAUCAAGCAGGUGCACACCUCUGAGCGGCCUCACAAGUGUCAGACCUGCAAUGCUUCUUUCGCCACCCGAGACCGUCUGCGCUCCCACCUGGCCUGCCACGAGGACAAGGUGCCCUGCCAGGUGUGUGGGAAGUACCUGCGGGCGGCCUACAUGGCAGACCACCUGAAGAAGCACAGCGAGGGGCCCGGCAGCUUCUGCAGUAUCUGUAACCGAGGUUUCUCCUCUGCCUCCUACUUAAAGGUCCAUGUUAAAACCCACCACGGUGUUCCCCUUCCCCAGGUCUCCAGGCACCAGGAGCCCAUCCCGAAUGGGGGAGCAGCGUUCCACUGCGCCAGGACCUAUGGCAACAAAGAAGGCCAGAAAUGCUCACAUCAGGAUCCGAUUGAGAGCUCUGACUCCUACGGUGACCUCUCAGAUGCCAGUGACCUGAAGACGCCAGAGAAGCAGAGCGCCAACGGCUCUUUCUCCUGUGACAUGGCGGUCCCCAAAAACAAGAUGGAGUCCGACGGGGAGAAGAAGUACCCGUGCCCCGAGUGUGGGAGCUUCUUCCGCUCCAAAUCCUACUUGAACAAACACAUCCAGAAGGUGCACGUCCGAGCGCUCGGGGGCCCUCUGGGGGACCUGGGCCCUGCUCUCGGCUCGCCUUUCUCUCCACAGCAGAACAUGUCUCUCCUCGAGUCCUUCGGGUUCCAGAUCGUCCAGUCGGCGUUUGCGUCAUCCCUGGUAGAUCCUGAGGUAGACCAGCAGCCCAUGGGGCCGGAAGGGAAGUGAGGCAGGCGCUGCGUCCCCAUGGAGACCGCCAUCGGGGCCGGCUGAGAAAUGCUGUGAAUGCGGAGGGAAGCGAUGUCUUUGAGUUCUGUAGCUGAGAGGUUUUUCUUCGUUUUUGCCCGCCCACCCAGCCCUAGCCCCAUUCCCUUUCUGCCACCCACUCCCCCAGUGGCCUUUAGGAAUAGAUUCUCAUCUGAUACUCAGCAGAAAUGUCUGCAAGAUCCGGUAUGGGACGAGGGUGGACAACACUACACGUGCCUCCAUGGCAACACCAGUCCCGCUUUCUCUUAAGAGGUGGAAGCUGGAAUUCCUGGUGCUCAGUUCUUAGCGACCCCAAUCCCAAACCCAAACCCCAUGGCAUUCUGGGACCUCGGUGGUUUUGGUCUCCGCCUACUUCUCGGAUUCCUCAUUCCCCUUUCCCAUAUCCUCCAAAAGAAACCACAGUAGGGUCUCCACCCAUUUACACCUUGAUACCCAGCUGCUUUUAAGGAAGCCGGAAGCCUGCAGCAUCCCACGGACCACGGGGUGAGCGUCCUCUAAGAGCCCCUCUGAGCUCAGCCCUUGGCCUUGAGGGCCCAGACCCUCCUGAGCCCUGCUUGGUGGCCAACAUUUUGCUGCUAGGACAAGCUCAGCUAUUGAGGACACCCCACCCCAAAUUCCAGUUCUCACAAGAUCUUAACCAUUCAACUUGCUGUUGGGUUUGAAUUCUCUAAUUAUUAUUAUUGUUGUUAUUAUUUUUUAGGACCAGUUGUAGUGAAUUGCUACUGAAAGCUACCACAGGUGAUACAGAGCUCUUGUAAACCGCAGUCACGUUAGGGUUAGUAUCCAACUUUGUUUAGAUGUACCAUAAUUAACUUGGCUAGUUGAUUGUUUGAAGUCUAUGGAAGAAAUAGUUUUAUGCAAAAUUUAAAAGAAUGCCAGUCUGGUCAGGGAGAUAGGGAAUUCUAGUGCUGUUGGAAGCCAGGAAGGCACCGGAGCCAGCAGGGAGGGACGUUGUGUAGCUGGGCUGUGUCAACGCAAGAGUGAUGUGCAUUGAUCUGAUCAGACUGUAUUAAAAGCGUUAGUACCUUA
Molecule: messenger RNA, 3448 nt
Organism: Lepus europaeus (European hare)
Lineage: Eukaryota; Metazoa; Chordata; Mammalia; Lagomorpha; Leporidae
Gene: PATZ1
Product: POZ/BTB and AT hook containing zinc finger 1
Exons: 5
Coding region: 317-2380 (687 amino acids)
Biological process (GO): regulation of cytokine production; negative regulation of transcription by RNA polymerase II; regulation of immune system process
Cellular component (GO): nucleus
Molecular function (GO): RNA polymerase II cis-regulatory region sequence-specific DNA binding; protein binding; DNA-binding transcription factor activity, RNA polymerase II-specific
Source: RefSeq, a predicted model, not a curated record